AUCGAAAAAAUGUUGAUGAUCACAAACAAACAUAUGAUGGUAUUAAACGCAAACAUGACCAACAAGCACAAAAUAUUCAACGUCAAAUAGAUUUAAAAGCAAGCACUGGUCAACAAAUCACAAGUGCCGUUAUGAUCAUCUAA
Messenger RNA from Didymodactylos carnosus, 143 nucleotides. Lineage: Eukaryota; Metazoa; Rotifera; Eurotatoria; Philodinida; Philodinidae. The record is from the annotation of a GenBank genome assembly.